CUAUAUACGUGACGGUCUGCUUGUAAAGGGAGGUAAUUACAUCACGUACUUUGAUGAAUUUUAUUUAUGGACUAGGUUUGCUUAACGUUUGAAAUGAAAAUGGCGAAUACGGAAGUCAGGUGAAUCAUUCAUGAUGUAAAACCAAAAGAAUAGAAAAUGAAAGUUUUGGUGCUUGUAGUGCUGGGAUUGGCAAUCUUUGGAAAUUUCGUGCAUUGCCAAAUAAAUAGUAUUCCAGGCUCUGGUAAAACUAACUUUUAUCUGGACCGGUACUCUGACUGUGAUGGAAGACCAAGAGAGGUUGGUAAAUCAACUGUUUUCAUCAGUGGUCAAAGCACAGAGUUACAGGGUCAGCCUGUAACAUCAUGUAGUGUUACAUUAAACACAGAAAAUAUCAGAGAACCGUACAGAUUCAAACUGCAGGUCCUCAGUGUGCGAAUAGAUGAUCCAGGUGUCUACUUCUACAUAUACGAUGGUGAAUUCCAAGGAAAAUUGCUGAGAUCAUUCAGUAAACUUGAGGGAAAGCCACCAAGUCUAAAUUUCAUAUUUACGUCUGGACAGUUGGUGACAUUUCGGUUAACAAGAGGGGAGCUGGAGAGAAAUUUUGAUAUCAGGAUUGUAGUUACCCCUAUACCCUCGGGAACUGUUGAAUGUAACUACGAGAGUGAACACAACUGUGAUGAGUAUGGUUAUAACUAUCGUAUCCUCGGAACUAAAGAGAUCGCAGCGAUUAUAGCCGGAUGUUUCGCUGUAGUUAUUUUAAUCGUCAUAGUUGUUGUCUGCUGCUGCUAUAGGAAACAGCGUGGAAUCAGUCAGAAAUGGAAGGAGGAAAAAUUAGGUCACGUAAAUACUGCAGCUAGUGUUCAUAGUUUAAAUGGAAAAGUUCCACAUAAUAAUAGUUCAAAGCCAUGGACAUCGGAAAGUUCAAAACAUGGGUUUGCAAGCAUUCGUAGGUCACCAAAUCUUCCGAGAGCAAAGAUUGCAAGAUCUCAACGGACAAUGGGCAGUGAUCACUCGAUGUUCGAUAGUAAUGCAAGCUUGCCUGUUAAAAGACCUCUUCCACCACCUCAUGUAAAUUUGAACCCUCGUGGAACAUCAGAACGUAGUGGGAGAAGGUACAGAGAGAAGUAUGAUAGAUAUGAGGAAGAUGAUAGAUCGUCUGACCGAUCAUUUACUGACAGGUCGGCUAGUACAGCCACUAAAAACUUCAGUGAGAGGAACUAUGUUCCGCCUACAUACCGUGAAGCCAUGAGACAUAAUUCAGAGUCAUCUGCUGAUGAAACUACUUUUGUUGGAGCAGAUGAUUCACAACAACAGUCUGUUUUUGUUGAGCGUGUUUUAAGACCAAGUGCUCAUGCUAAUAAAAAGACCUCGCCUAAAGUAAUGAGAGCUCAGCGUGCUGUUCCUCCCCCUGAUGAAGAUGAGGAAUAUGAUACCAUAGAGCCUAAGAAAAAAUCAAAAGCUCUGUUGGUUGACCAAGGGGCGGGAUCUGAAGAGGAAACAGAUGAGUCUGACACUGACAAUGAAUCGGAGGAGGAGUCAUCAGAAGAGGAAACAGAAUCGGAGGCGGAGUCAGAAGCAAACGCAAAAUCUGACAAAACAGAUGCUGUUUAUUCUCAACCUAAUAAAUUGAAAAAUAAACAAGAGAAUGCACCUCCUGCACCGCAGCCUGUAGGCUUCAGGCCACCAGCUACAUCCCAGCCUCAGCAGUUUCAAGGUCAACCUUACCCAGGGUUUGCACCCCCAGGUAUACAUCAACCUCAGCCUCAAUAUGGUUAUCCUGGUCAACAGCAACAUUAUCCACAGGGUCAAGCACCAUAUCCUCAGGGCCAGCCUCAGUACCCACAAGGUCAACCCCAAUACCCACAAGGUCAACCCCAAUACCCACAAGGUCAACCCCAAUACCCUCAAGGUCGGUUGCCACCUGUCAAUCAUUCAAACCCAUCCCAGCCCAAUGCCUACCAUCAAGCUAAUUUUACUGUUCCUCUUCAACAGCCAGGAUCUCAACCGGCGGCUCAAAGCCAUCCUCAAUCCCAUACAAACAGAGAACGUGGUAACCCAAGCCAUAAAUCAAACAGAGAACCUAAAGGUCAAUUGAAUCCUAACGACCCCCCAGUAUAUUCAUACCUUGUAAAUAGAGGAUAUAGACCAGUAGAUGGUAGGUACUCGCCUGUCAGCACGUCAACAGGGGCAAGUAAUCUUUCUGGAGACAGAAAUCUGUUAAACGAGGACUCAGAUUUUUCAGCAAAUCUUGGCAGUGGUGUAGAACUCAUGAAGCGCAAAAAUUAAGAGGAAUUUUUUGUGUACCCCAAAAAUAUUGUAAUAUAUUCCCUUUUUCAUUUGUUUUGUUAUCAAUUGAUGAUUUAUAACACUAAACUUGAAAAGUUAAAUUAAACAAAGAUUGUUUGGCUUUUUUUCCUGUUUGAUAUAGGAAACUUGUUUCUCGGUACUAUUGUUUUUGGACACAUUUUCAUGUAAUCAAUAAAUGAAACAUCAAUAUGUUUUGUUAAAACCUUAGCCUGUAUUAUUGAUGAAAUAGUUCUCAUCAAAGGACAUACAUGUAUAUCUGAAUUUAAAAUUUGUUGAAAAAGAACAAACUUAUGCCUCUACAUGCUUCCUAAGAUUUUAAACAUAUUUUUGUUUGUAACUACAUAUACGUGUACAUGUUUUUGUAAUAUAGUUUUACCACUUCAUUUUAUUUAGAAAUGUAGCAUAAAUAUAAUAAAUAUGAACCAAAGGAAAAUUGUUUGUAUAAAUUUUCAUUAAAAGAUUUCUGAAAAUGAGGAACAUAAUAAUACAAGUGAGGGUGCCAUAAAAAGUAUGUGUAUCUAAAAUAUAUUUUUGUUUCAUUGCAGGCCAUUGGCUCACCACAAAGUUUAUAAAACAAUAAAUUAGUAAAUGAUUUAACAUGAAGAAUCUUAUUAUUCUAAAAAGUUUGAGAAAUUCACUUUAAUCUACAAAGAUAACUUGUAUGGUAAAAUAGAUAUAAUAGCCGUAAUAAGUUUAUUGAGAAAAUAGGGAUUCAUUUAUUGUCUGUAAAAUUAUAAAGUCUGCUUCUUAGAGAGACUGAAUAAUGUCUGUGCUUUUUGAUGCUCAGUUAACUUUUUUGUUAUCAUUUAAAAAUAGAUAUAAAAUCUGCUCAUCUGGCAUCAUAAAAUUUUAAGUCUUCAGUUUGAAUUCUUUAUUAUAGUGUACCUGUAACAGAUUGAAUAAGUAGCAAAUUUUGAGUUAUGUUUUUGGCACUUCUUUUUUUCUUUAUAUAUACACUAACUGUCUUCAUUACUAUUUGCAUUUAAUGGUAAUUGAUUUUUAACAUCUUUUAUUACUGUAUGUUUCAUUAAGAAUGUUAUAUUACUGUAUUUGUGUUUUUAUAGUAAACAGAACUUGUGUUAUGUUUGUUGUAUAAAUAGUGCUGAUUUAGCCUCUUCUAAUUAUUAAUUAUAAAUUUAAGUUUUAAAUAGCAUUGUAGACUUAUGGUUCAUUACAUGGAAACUCUUGGAAUACAUGUGAAUUUUAAGCUUACAAUCUCUUUGACCUGAACAAUUCAAUUUGUCAUUGAACCAGUUUUUAAUUAUGUUUGAACCAGUUUUUAAUUAUGUGAUUCAUGCCGCCUAAUAGAGAAGUUUAAAUGAACAAUUAUUUUUGCAAUCAAGGUUAGUGAUUAUCAAAAGAGUUUCAGGCGUUCAAAAACACAAAAACAAUCUGCACUGUUUUGCUUCAAUGAAACAAAAAUUUAUAAGUAUGACCAAUUAUUACAAGAAAUCAAGUGCAGUAAUUCUGUGUAGUCUUUAUUAUAGAUAGUUGAUAACCAUUUUAUGUGCCAUUUAUUGACUAGGCCUCUUGGAACUUGCAUAAUUUAAAAAAAAUAUGUUCUGUCUAUGUGUAUGUUGCUUGCCAUUCAAAAUACUGUUAAUGAUUUCACUUUCUUAAACCUUCACACCACUGAAUAUUCGUUUUUGCUCUGUCUACUGAUUUAAAGUUUAAGAAUUUUAUUGUCAAAAUUUCAAAAAGUUAAAAAUACAAUAUUGUAUAUUGGUCAGAUACAUGGGUUUACUGUGGUGUUGAUUAUCUUCAGAUAGCACAGGCUUGUGAUAGGGCUUUCAAUAAGAUUGUUGGCUUGGAACUGUCUAAUAUGCCACUGACUUUAAGUGCAACAGUAUAUAAAUAACAAAUUGGUUUGUGAGUAACAGUAACAGUAACAAUACCUAGAAAAAUACUGAUAGCCAAGACAUAAGCCAAGAGUAAAAGUAUUUUUAUGAGGGGUAAUAUUUUAGCUGUUACUCAAAAUCCAUUGUUAUUUAUUUUAUUACCCCUGCUUCAUUGGGACACUAUUUCUUUAGGUUUUUAUUUUUCAGCUUUUUACUGUGAAUUUUUUUUAGUCACAUGGUACACUUGAAUUAACAGUAAGAAUAACUCCCAUUGGCCUAUGGGAAAUUAACAUUACAAAAAUAGUGAGGGGUAAUAAAAGUAACUAUUGAAAGAUCUGCUUUCAUUAUCUUUAUAUAAAUUAUGAUUUUUAAUACAUAUAAUUUUAACUUUUUAACAAGUUCUCACUUUCAAUAAUUUUAAAAGUAACUUGAUUAAAAUGAUAACUAGAUCAAAUAAUAUGCUGUAAAAAAUAAUACAAAUGUUAUGUUAACUGUUGGAAUGUUUUAAAUUACAAUGUGCAAUGUAAUUGUGGGAAAAUCUUGAUUUUACAGUUUUCAUAAUUUUCAUUUGUUUAUUGAAGCAUGACAUCAUUUACACCGGUCCAUUACACCGGUAUACUUUUAAAUGGUUGUAUAUUUUGUACAUAUCAAUGAUUUAUUAACAUUCCUAUACAUUCUCAUAUCAAUUUUUUUUAAAGAAAAUAUAUUUAUGUUUACAUAAUAUACAUGCCAUCUUUGUUGAAGACUGUAUUUUAUCAGUUUUUUUUUACAUAUCUAUAAAUAAAAUAUUGAUUUCUAAUAAAACUAGAAGUAGA
Molecule: messenger RNA, 4960 nt
Organism: Ruditapes philippinarum (Manila clam)
Lineage: Eukaryota; Metazoa; Mollusca; Bivalvia; Venerida; Veneridae
Exons: 7
Coding region: 157-2286 (709 amino acids)
Source: RefSeq, a predicted model, not a curated record